Prunus dulcis (almond) is the source of this 2244-nucleotide messenger RNA. RefSeq names its product cyclic dof factor 1-like. The record is from RefSeq and is a predicted model, not a curated record. Gene Ontology annotation, molecular function: DNA binding; DNA-binding transcription factor activity. The coding region runs from base 320 to 1867 and encodes 515 amino acids. Lineage: Eukaryota; Viridiplantae; Streptophyta; Magnoliopsida; Rosales; Rosaceae. The transcript is spliced from 2 exons. Gene Ontology annotation, biological process: regulation of DNA-templated transcription.
GAAAGGACUAUCUUUUGAAGAAAUGUGGGGGAAUCCAACAGCGCGAAAGAUCUCAAAGGCCACAUACAACUUGUGGCUCACAAAUCUCCCCCUUUGAUGAUGUGGCAUUCCCCACCUCGUUAAACCCCACUACCAUUUCACCCUUCUCUUCUCUAAACUCCUCUUCCUCCCCCCUCCCUCCUCCUCGAUCAAACUCAAAAACCACACCAACUACAAUAUACGCAAACACCCAAAACACUUGGAACUCUGUGUCUUUGUGUCUUUCUUCGUUUGAAACACAAAGAGACUCUUGUAUUGGGUUUUAAUCAAAAUUACUAGAAUGUCUUCCGAGAGUGAAGGCCCCACGAUAAAGCUCUUUGGAAAGACCAUACCUUUGGCUUUGGCGCCACUGAACCAUGAGGCUUCUUCCGCCAUUGAUGAGUCUUGUGGAGCCGUUGAUUCUGAUAUUGCUGCCACUGCUUGUGGUGGUGGUGUUGAAGACUGUUCUGAUGACAAGCAAAAGCUUUCUUCUUCAGCUACUACUAAUUCUCUUAAAGGGAACUCAACGAGAGUGGACAAGGAAACAAUAUCAGAGAAGGAACUCACAGCUGAGAAGCAGGAAGAUGAUACCUCAUAUCAAAUCACAGAAGACUUAAAAACUCCUACAACAUCAUCUGGAAUUAGCGAGAAUCCUAAAACGCCAUCAGUUGAUAGAGAAACUUCAUCUCUGAAAUCCUCUAAUAAUGGAGACCAGAGUGAGGCCAGUUGCUCACAAGAAAAGACUCUAAAGAAGCCAGACAAGAUACUUCCAUGUCCUCGAUGUAAUAGCAUGGACACCAAGUUCUGUUAUUAUAAUAAUUACAAUGUCAACCAGCCUCGCCAUUUCUGCAAGAACUGUCAGAGAUACUGGACUGCUGGAGGAAUCAUGAGGAAUGUGCCUGUGGGUGCUGGUCGUCGCAAGAAUAAAAACUCUUCAGCUUCACAAUAUCGUCACAUGUUAAUGUCAGAUGCUCUGCAAACAGCUCGUGCUAGUGCUGCAAAUGGUGCACACAACACUACUUUGGGAAGCAAUGGUACUGUCCUGACCUUUGGUUCGGAUUCUCCUCUUUGUGAAUCAAUGGCUUCUGUAUUGAACCUUGCAGAGCAAGCACAAAAUUGUACUCAAAGUGGGUUCCAUAGGCCUGAACAAAGAAUUGGGGUUUCUUCCAUACCAGGAGAUAAUAGGGAUGCCCACUCAAGUGGAUCUUCUAUUACAGCUUCAAAUUCAUCAGAGAGGGGAGGUAAAGUUGGUUUACAAGAGCCAGCGAUUAAAAGCUGUCAAAGCUUCCCUCCUCAAGUACCAUGCUUUCCAGGCUCCCCUUGGCCUUAUCCAUGGAACUCAGCUCAGUGGCCCGCUGGAAUGCCUCCACCUCCUUUCUGCCAUUCAGGCUUUCCAAUAUCAUUCUACCCUGCACCACCAUAUUGGGGCUGCACUGUACCGGACUCUUGGAAUUUACCAAGUCUCUCCUCACCAUCCUCUACUCUUAGCCACUGUGCUACAAGCUCUGGUCCAAAUUCCCCAACCUUAGGGAAACAUUCGAGAGAUGAGGACAUUCUUAAUCCAGCCAGCUCCCAGAACGAAGAUCACGCGAAGAAUAACACUUCAGAUAGAUGUGUUUGGAUUCCAAAAACAUUAAGGAUUGAUGAUCCAAGUGAAGCAGCAAAGAGCUCCAUAUGGGCAACAUUAGGCAUUAAGAAUGAAAAGGGAAAUUGUACUAAUGAGGGAGGUCUCUUCCAGGCAUUUCAAUCAAAGGGAGACGAGAAAAAUCACGUGGUUGAAGCGUCUCCAGUGUUGGAAGCCAAUCCUGCAGCCUUGUCCCGGUCACUCAACUUCCAUGAGAGAACAUGAUCACAGCUGAAGUCAGAGUUGUAAACUUUCACAAGGUGAUGGAAGGGAGUUUACCUCCCUGCCACUUUUUGCUGCUGACAAAUUUUACCAUAAGCCAAUAUUGUUGAUCACCCUUGGUGUUGGAACUUCUUUCCUAGAAGUUACAGCAUACAACCGAUAAUCACUUUGUAGGAGAGCAAAGCUGUUUCUGACUAGAUCAUAUAGACUUCUUUUUUUUGGGUUAAAUCUCUGUGUAACAUUAUGGACAGGUCUUUUUUAUUUUCACCUUAGGUAGAUGGUUCAGCAAGUGUUUGUAUACAUAUGUGAGGUAGCAUAAGAUAGCUAAUAAAAAUAUGCAUCAAAAUCCAAUAUUUGUUGAAUAAACUUCAUUUUUCUCA